CUUUUUCCAUAUACAUCUUUUGCUUCCCCAGGUCUUGCACUCCUUUAACGACCUAUAGCCAUUUCAUUCUUUUGUGUCGACAUUCAUCCACCCUCUAGGAAAAUAAGUCACUACUAGCAAAAAUACCAAUACUACGACAUGAAGCUUUCCCUUACUCUUCUUGCAUCAUAUAUUGCACUUACAAACGGAGCAGCUAUAACAGUCACAAAGACGGUUGUCGUUAUGACACAGUACGUCACGAGCACCGUCAGCGGGACGCCUUAUACAAUCUCGUCGGAGCUCGUUUCUACUGAGAGUGCGGUACCGGUACCUUCCGGGAUUGUUGUUGAAUCCACAAUCACAGCUCCAGCCACCUUGACCACAUCAACCACAUCUUCGGGUCCGUCUUCAUCCGCUACCUCCUCUCUCAGCUCUUUCGAAGCAGAAAUUCUCAAGGAACACAAUAUCAAAAGGGCCUUGCACGGGGUCGGUGACUUGACGUGGAACUCCACACUAGCAAAAUAUGCAGCCCAAUAUGCUGACGAGGCGGACUUUUGUAAAGUCCAGAAACUUAUCCAUUCCAACGGGACGUACGGUGAAAAUUUGGCCGCAGGCUACGUCGGCGGGGCGGCCCCAGUUGACGCAUGGUACGAUGAAAUUAGCUUGUAUAGCUACUCAAAACCUGGCUUUAGUGAAGCGACCGGCCAUUUUACUCAGCUCAUCUGGAAAUCAACGACCAAUUUGGGGUGUGCCAUGAUUGCCUGCGACAACAUUUGGCGCCAGUAUACUAUCUGUGAGUACAGUUCUGCUGGAAAUGUGAUCAAUCAGUUUGAAAAGAAUGUGUUGCCAUUAGUGUCAUAAGUGUCUUCCGUUAUGUAUGGUUUAGAGUAUUUGGUUGAAUGUGACGUUUUUUUCUGAAGUCGUGCGACGUUAACCGUAUUCUCAUCGCAAAACACUUGGCAAGAGAACUUGAGGAGAUAUUCAAUUACUGAUGAGCUAGUGGUGUAUGCAGCUACUUAGCUGCGCAUUGAGCAUUCAUAAUGUUUAUGACCUGAGAUGGUUCCUGGUGUGGCGACUCGAUUUCUUAUUCUCUAUUGGAGCAGAAGAUCCAGGUUUAUUUGUUUGAUAAGAUUAGACUUUGAAAGCGUAAGUAGAAAUAUCGGCACUGCAUAAUGCUUGAGUCCGAGAUCUCCGACCCGCUCGAAUCCUAAAUAUUUAACAACCAGUCUCGGUUUCCCCUACAUUUUGCAGUCGCUCCCACAAGAGUAUUUAUGAAGAAAAAUCGGC
Messenger RNA from Metschnikowia bicuspidata var. bicuspidata NRRL YB-4993, 1266 nucleotides. It is a transcript of the gene RBE1, whose product is annotated as sterol-binding protein. Gene Ontology annotation, cellular component: extracellular region. The coding region runs from base 139 to 840 and encodes 233 amino acids. Lineage: Eukaryota; Fungi; Ascomycota; Pichiomycetes; Serinales; Metschnikowiaceae. The transcript has a single exon. The record is from RefSeq and is a predicted model, not a curated record.